GAAAGAGGGAAAAAAGGAAAAGCUAAGCAAGAAAAGCCGCAAAUUUAAGUGUGCUGUGUGUGACCAAACAACUUACAAGCAAAGCAGAGGAAAAAAAAAGGAAAAUAAAUCUCAAGGACUGGAAGGAAUUGUAAGCCGCAAAUGAACAGCGACAAAUGCUCGGCCCUCUUUUUUGCAGCACAAAUUAUGCAAAUGCUGCGCUAAGUGCGGCAAAAUGCUUGCAAUGCCAGCGACGACAAGCUACAACUACAACUGCAGAAAAUAAGCGGAAAAGCGGAAUUAGCAGCAGCAACAACAAUACCAGGAGAAGUCCUGUUCCGCAGGAAUAGCAAGGAUAUAGCAAAUAACAACAAAGAGGAGUAACAACAACAACAAGGCCAGCAUCAGCAGCAGUAUCAACGGGCUGCAAAAUGCGCUUUGGCUUAAAGUUGAGCUGCCUUUGGCCAAGCUUUUUAUUAUGGCUAACAUGGAGGAGCGUGGGCAACGGGGUAGUCAGCGCACAGCCAUCAUUAACCGAGAAAAUCCCAUUAGGUGCCAUUUUCGAGCAGGGAACCGACGAAGUGCAAUCGGCCUUCAAGUAUGCGAUGCUCAAUCACAACCUGAACGUCUCAUCCCGACGAUUCGAGCUGCAGGCCUACGUGGAUGUGAUCAACACGGCGGAUGCCUUCAAAUUGUCACGACUGAUUUGUAAUCAAUUCUCACGGGGCGUAUACUCGAUGCUGGGAGCGGUUUCGCCCGAUUCCUUCGAUACACUGCACUCGUAUUCGAAUACAUUCCAAAUGCCGUUUGUGACGCCCUGGUUUCCCGAGAAGGUGCUUACGCCAUCGUCUGGCUUCCUCGACUUUGCCCUCAGCAUGCGCCCGGAUUAUCAUCAGGCCAUCAUUGAUACAAUACAAUUUUAUGGCUGGCGCAAAAUAAUUUAUCUCUACGAUUCCCACGAUGGUCUGUUGCGCCUCCAGCAAAUAUACCAGGGUCUGCGUCCCGGCAAUGAGUCCUUUCAAGUGGAGCUGGUCAAGCGCAUCUCCAAUGUCAGCAUGGCCAUCGAGUUCCUGCAUACGUUGGAGCAGAUCGGCCGUUUCGAGAACAAGCACAUCGUUUUGGACUGCCCCACGGAAAUGGCCAAACAAAUACUCAUCCAGCAUGUGCGCGAUUUACGACUGGGCCGACGCACCUACCAUUAUUUGCUGAGUGGUUUGGUCAUGGACGAUCGCUGGGAGAGCGAGAUAAUCGAAUUUGGUGCCAUUAACAUCACUGGCUUUCGCAUAGUGGACACGAACCGGCGGUUGGUCCGCGAAUUCUACGACAGCUGGAAGCGUUUGGACCCCCAGAUGAGUGUGGGCGCUGGCCGUGAAUCGAUUUCGGCCCAGGCAGCGCUCAUGUACGAUGCGGUGUUCGUCCUGGUGGAGGCGUUCAACAAAAUCCUGCGCAAGAAGCCCGACCAGUUCCGGAACAAUGUUCAGCGUCGCAGUCAGACGCUGAUGGUGGCCCAAGCGGCUGCCUCGACGUCCAGUGAUGGCUACAACUACAAUGCCAGCGGUGGUGGAAAUGGUGGUGCGGGUAGUGGAUUUGCCGGCAGCGAUUCCGGCGGAUCCAGUGGCAUAUCCUCGCGAGCACUGGACUGCAAUACGGCAAAGGGUUGGGUGAAUGCCUGGGAGCAUGGCGAUAAAAUAUCGCGUUAUUUGAGAAAGGUGGAAAUCGAGGGCCUAACCGGGGACAUCAAAUUCAACGAUGACGGCAGACGCGUCAAUUACACGCUGCACGUCGUCGAGAUGACAGUAAACAGCGCCAUGGUCAAGGUAGCCGAGUGGAAUGAUGAUGCCGGUCUGCAGCCCCUAAAUGCCAAAUACGUACGUUUGCGUCCGCAUGUGGAGUUCGAGAAGAAUCGUACCUAUAUAGUGACCACCGUCCUGGAGGAGCCCUACAUCAUGCUGAGAAAGGUGGCCUUUGGCGAGAAGCUGCACGGCAACGAACGCUUCGAGGGUUACUGCAAGGACCUGGCCGAUCUGCUGGCCAAGGAACUGGGCAUUAACUAUGAGUUGCGCCUGGUCAAGGAUGGCAAUUACGGCUCGGAGAAAUCCAAUGCCCACGGAGGCUGGGAUGGCAUGGUUGGGGAGCUGGUGCGCAAGGAAGCGGAUAUUGCGAUUGCCGCCAUGACGAUUACCGCUGAACGCGAACGUGUCAUCGACUUUAGCAAGCCGUUCAUGUCGCUGGGCAUCUCCAUCAUGAUUAAGAAGCCAGUGAAGCAGACGCCCGGCGUGUUCAGCUUCAUGAAUCCUUUAUCACAGGAAAUUUGGGUGAGCGUCAUCUUCAGUUACAUCGGCGUGAGCAUCGUGCUGUUCUUUGUGUCUCGCUUCUCGCCACAUGAAUGGCGCCUCGUGCAACAGCCGCCGCAGCAAUCACAGUCGCAAGAUCCGCAUGCACAUCACGAACAGCUUGCCAAUCAGCAGCCGCCCGGCAUCAUCGGUGGUGCACCCUUGCCCGCUCCACCCGGGCCGCCCACUCCUGGCGCUCAGACGGCAGCCGGAGCUGCAGCCCUGCAGGCAGCCCUCUCCGCCGGAAGUCCCGGUUCUGGGGGCUCCUCGUCGACGGCAGUGAAUGAGUUCAGCGUGUGGAACUCCUUUUGGUUCUCGCUGGCCGCUUUUAUGCAGCAGGGAUGCGAUCUGUCACCGAGGUCCGUGUCCGGACGAAUUGCAGCCGCCUCAUGGUUCUUCUUCACCCUGAUACUCAUCUCCUCGUACACGGCCAACCUGGCUGCCUUCCUUACCGUUGAGCGAAUGGUCACGCCGAUCAAUUCGCCGGAGGACCUGGCCAUGCAAACGGAGGUGCAGUACGGAACUCUGCUGCACGGCUCCACUUGGGAUUUCUUCCGGCGCUCCCAAAUCGGACUCCACAACAAGAUGUGGGAGUACAUGAACUCGCGCAAGCACGUCUUCGUACCUACCUACGACGAGGGGAUCAAACGCGUGCGCAACUCCAAGGGCAAGUACGCCCUGCUGGUGGAGUCACCCAAAAAUGAGUAUGUGAACGCCCGCGAGCCAUGUGACACAAUGAAAGUGGGCCGCAAUCUGGAUACAAAGGGAUUUGGCAUCGCCACGCCGCUCGGUUCGGCGCUCAAGGACCCCAUCAAUCUGGCCGUGCUGACGCUAAAGGAGAACGGCGAGCUGAUCAAGUUGCGCAACAAAUGGUGGUACGAAAAGGCAGAGUGCAGCACUCACAAGGAUGGGGAGACCUCGCACAGUGAGCUAUCGCUGAGCAAUGUGGCUGGGAUAUUCUACAUACUGAUUGGCGGCCUGUUAGUCAGUGUGUUCGUGGCCAUCCUGGAGUACUGCUUCCGUAGCAAGGAUUCACGCUCCGCGUCCAGCGGUUCCGGCAUGGGAAUGGGACUGGGUAUGGGCAGUGUGGGCAGCGGUAGUCUGGGCAAAGCCAAUGGCUCCAUGAUGCUGGGACCUUCGAGUGCUGUGCCCGGCGUGAUGCCGUCGUCACAUCAAAGGAACACCCUCACGGACACCAUGCACGCCAAGGCGAAAUUGACCAUUCAAGCGAGUCGCGAUUAUGACAAUGGACGCGUUGGGUAUCUGAAUUGUGCCUCGUUGCAGUAUUAUCCGCCCGCCCAACUCUCGGCCACGCCAAACGACGCCGGGGACUCCCUGCACAUGAACGCCCACGGACAGGUCUGACAUGAGCACGCGCAGGAGUCGCGCCUCUGACGCACACCCUGCGCCCCAACGAUCCGCCGGAUAAUGGCCAACAGUCGCCAGGAGACGGAAAAGAUGAUGGGCGGUGGUCAUGGCGGCACCGUCACCGUAUCCGUUCCGGCCACCUGCUCGAGCAGCAUGAACGGCAGCCACGAAGGCAGCCUCACUCUGUCGCCGGGCAGCGGGAGUGCCACACUGAUGCGUCACUCGCCGGACAUCAACCAGCAUCCGUAUGGCAAGUAGGUGAUCCGAUGGGUUAGCUAUAGGGAUAUUUAGUUUGUAAGUGCCAGACAAAAAGACGUCAUACGAUAUUUAUCCUCAGCCAGGGGCUCAAUAAGUGCUGCAUACUUUGGGGCUUGCUCGGUUUAUUCAUUUUCCUUGAAUUAUUUUUCAAAAAGCAGAUAAAAAGUUACUUCUUUAUAUAUAUUAUGUUGAAUUUUUUCUAAACUAUUAUAUUUCUAAUGCAACAACAAAUGGAAAUCCCUUAUAAAACCCCAAAAUUGUUGUGGCAUUGUUAAAAGUAAAAGUAAUUUUGAAAAUGAAAUCGAUUGCCAAAGUGAAAAUGAGGGAAUGCGUUGAAUAAUUCAUGGCCCACUUUUGGAACGAUUGCGUGCCAAAUUUAUGGUUAUUAAUUUGCAAUAAGUGCACAAGAAUUUCACAAUAAAUCUCAACACCGAGCGAUGCAACAAAGUGUGCUGCUUUAUUUAUGCGGAUGCCGCAUUCAAAUAAUUGCGCUGCGCAAUCAGUUGGCAAAUUCUUUUUUUUUUUAGCCUGUCAGCAAGGCAAUGCAAAUGAAUGGUAUAAAUUAUUGCAUUACUGUUAACAGUCAGCUGAGCUGAGCUGAGCUGAGCUGAACUGUGCUGGGUGCUGUGAGGAUCGGGGAUAAUGAACGAGUGCGAGGUGAGAGGACAAACCAACAAAUGACAAGGCGGAAAGGACAACAUGCAAAACACAAAAUAACCAUAAACACAGACAUUCAGACAGACACAAAUACGCAGCCAGCUGCAUAUACUUACACAUAUAUAUAUAUAUAUUAUAUAUAAACAUUGCAAUUCAUUGCAUUCAAAUGACUGAUUAAUAUUUUUAAUAAACAACAAUGGCGCCGCAACUCAAUAGCUAAAAGGAAAAAUUGUGAAAACACGCACAAAACAUGGGAUAAGUGUUCGUAGCAGGUUAUUCAUUUUUUAGCCUCCUCAAUUAUCAGUGCGGGAUUUGUUGUCGCAUAUUUGUUUAUAAUUAAAUUACAGAAAACACUGGCUAGAAAAAAAAAAAGGAGAACGCUAAUGAAUACAAAGCGAGUGUCAGGCGGGGUGGGGGGUGGCCAACAUAAAUAUUGUAAUAAAUUAAUUAGCGCUAAAUAAAGAAAAUAGUUUAACUCAUAGUUCGGACUGGUGAAUGCAAAAACAAACAGAACAGAAAAAAUCUGAUGAGACAAGUGGCUAAAAAGCAGAAUUUUAAUUAAAUUUAUUUUAAUUGAAAUUGUUUUGAUUUCCAAGCUGUGAAAAGUAACAAGAAUUUUCACAGAUUAUUACGUUCUGUCAGUUUAAAUCCAUUCUGGCUAAAAAAGAGAUUUAUUUAUAUAAAUUUUUUUGUUAUUUUAACUUGGCCCCCAGUGCUUAGGUACUAACUAUUAGGAUAGGUUAGAUAUAAUGUUUGAAUUGUGAGUGGCAAAUCAGGCAACAACAAGAGUCGCAAACUUCCGCAUUGGCAAACAGGAUGUAGCUGUAAUUAAUAAUUGUAUAAAAUUAAACAAAAAAAACAUAAAAAACCAUAAAAAACCAACUCUAACUGUAGUUAAAUUUUAGCAUAUUUAGUACUUACUUUGCAUUGGCAUGGCUCAAGUUCUUUACUGUACAUAAAACAUGCCAAUUAAAAGGCCAAAAGUUAAAGAUUAAAACAAUAAGAAAGUAAAAGAAGAAAGCGAAAUACCAUAACAAUGAUCAAGUCAUAUCAAAAGGCAUUCAAAAUGGUACUAAGAUUAACCAAACUAACAAGUUGAAACUAAAAAAGAAAAUUCAAUUCGAAAAAAAUACUAAAAAAAAAACAAAACUAUUGUAAAAUAUUUAUGAAUUUAUCGUUGUUAGCUCAAAUUUGUGUGUGUGUGUGAAUGAGUGUAUGUGUGUGUGUGCAUAAAAUUGUUUAGUAAAUUUAUUUUAAAAAUCAUUUAAAACUUUCGGUUUAGGCUUGCCAUGGCUUAAGUUCUUAGAUUUGUUGGCUGAGGUAAAUGUUUUAUAAGCCCAUCUGGCUGUUAGAGACUUCAAACAACAACAACAACAACAACUGUUGCAGGUGAAUUGCAUUUAAACUCAAUUUUAGUUAUUUAAUCUAUGACAAAAUCAAAACGAAAAUCAAACAAAGCCGCUAAAGUGCAUAAAUAAAUUUAAUAUCAAUAGUAAACAGAGAACUCAAAUAAAACUACCGAGAUACGAGAUACGAGAUACGAGAUACGAGUAUAUGUAUGUGCAAGUGCAAGAGUAAAUACCUAUAAAUAUAAAUGGUAAACUGUCUAAACAAAUAAGUAUUUAUAUAUAUAUAUACGAGUAUAUACGUACGUGCUGGCCGACAACUAGAAAUGUGUUUGCUAGUAAGAACUACCAAUCAAAUCAGAUAAUAAAUCCCAGAGACAGAGCCAGAAAACAAAAGGAAAAACUCAAUUGAAACCGCCACAAAAAAACAAAAAGUAUGUUUUGGGGCAAAUCAAGCGAAUUUUGCCCACGGCAACAUGACUACAAUAUAUAUAUAUAUAUAUUAAAAGAGAUCAAAAAGAAAAUAAUUAGUAUUAAAAAACAUAGAAGUAAGUUCAAAAUCAAAUUUGUAUUUUUAUUCCGUGACACUUUCAUUUCAAUUGAUUGAGUUCUGACAUUGCCGGAAAAACCUUUUGAGAUUUUAUUUUUAUUUUUGAUAUGUACAUCCCCCUCACAUAUAUAUAGUCGUAUAUAGUUAUAUAUAUAACCACCAUGUGUAUAAAUUUCAAUUUAUUUGUAAAAUAUUACCAAAGUAAAUAUGAAAUGGAAAUGAGCAGCAGCCGUAACAGCGGGACAUUUGAUAUAUUUAUUAAUAUUUAGCAAACAUAUUGUUAUCGAAUUGCAUUUAACUGCCCGAAACCGAAGUGAAAGCCGAUAAUGAAAGCAAACAAAGAUGGUAAAUAAAACUAGCAUAAUAAUAAACAUUUUAAA
Molecule: messenger RNA, 6871 nt
Organism: Drosophila eugracilis
Lineage: Eukaryota; Metazoa; Arthropoda; Insecta; Diptera; Drosophilidae
Gene: GluRIB
Product: glutamate receptor 1
Exons: 17
Coding region: 411-3677 (1088 amino acids)
Biological process (GO): modulation of chemical synaptic transmission; synaptic transmission, glutamatergic
Cellular component (GO): postsynaptic membrane; plasma membrane
Molecular function (GO): transmitter-gated monoatomic ion channel activity involved in regulation of postsynaptic membrane potential; glutamate-gated receptor activity
Source: RefSeq, a predicted model, not a curated record